Camellia sinensis is the source of this 1531-nucleotide messenger RNA. Lineage: Eukaryota; Viridiplantae; Streptophyta; Magnoliopsida; Ericales; Theaceae. The record is from RefSeq and is a predicted model, not a curated record.
GUGGCUGGAAAUCUCUCUCACUUGCUCCUCUUUGCUCAAAAUCUCUCUCUGCUUCAAUUUUCAAAUUUUGAACACACAACCCUCCCCCUCUCUCUCUUUCUCUCUCUCCAUCAGAGCCCAUUCUCUUGCUGUAGACCCAAUCCCAAACCCCCUAUUACUCUCUUCAUCUUCUCUCUUCCUCCCUCUCUCUCUCUCUCUGCCAUCCCAAUCUUCAUCAGCCGAGGCAGCCCCAAACCCCCUUCAAUAUUAACAACGAACGAAAGGAGCCACUGCAAAAGGAAGAAUCGAAAGGAAGAGUCUAUUAGAAAAAUUGGCUUAUUCUAAAGGAAGAAUCUAAACGAAUGGCUUCCACAUUCGAAAGAGUCAUCAACAUCGCUAGAGACGGACAUUUCUCUUCAAAUACCGAAGCCUUGAUCUGUCUCGAUGGUCUCAGUUUCUCCGAUCGACAAAUCGAGAAAGAAGAUGACCAGAGCGAUGUCGGAGACCGAUCUCAGAGAGCUUUCAUUGGAGGAAGAGGAGGAGAGAGAGGAGGGUUUUGCUUCGAGAUCGGAUUCGUUGGAUCGAGUGUUGUUUUUGGGCUCUGGAUUGGAUGAGAUUGUGGUUGAUGAGGAGUGUGAUGUUGUUGGGGUAAGGGAUUGGAAAUUGGGGGGUGUUGUUGUGGGUGGUGGUGCUGGAUACGGCAGAGGUGGAAGUUUGACCGGUGGUGGUGGUGGUAGAGGACGAAGAGGAGGAAGAGGAUCGGGCGGUGGUGAUGGGGAUGGGAGUUCUGGGUAUUGGGAUUCAAAUCAUGGGAAUAACAUCACGGAGGAGUAUUAUCAGAAGAUGAUUGACGCAUACCCUGGAGAUGCUCUGCUUCUUAGCAAUUAUGCUAAAUUCUUGAAAGAGGUCAAGACUUGAAGACCGCACAACCAGUUUUGGAAGCCCACUGUGAGUAAUAGUACAGUAGUAGUACGUUUUACUUAUCGUUAAUAAUUGUUAUUAACGUUUUGUUAUUCACAAGUUACCUAUGAUAACUUAUAUGAGCAAUUGAAAAAGCUGUGUACAUCUGUAUAACUCUAAUAUUAGUCUGCUCUAUUGAUAUCGGGGCCUGAGGCCGAUCUGUACAAUCUAUUGGGCUUGAGGCCGAUCUGUACAAUCUGUUGGACUUGAGGUCAAUCUAUAAAAUCUGUUAGGCCUAAGGUCGUUCUGUAUGAUACUGGGCUUGAAACCGCUCUGUAUAGAGAUUGGGCCCAAGGUCGUUCUGAAAAUGUUUAUAGAAUAAACUUAAUCAUAUGACCUCUGUACUGAUAUACAUAAUAACUCAAGUUUAUUCAUUAAAUUGUUUGUGUACUAUUAUUCACUGAGCCAUGCUCACCUUGUGUUAUGUCUAUCUUUGUAGGCAAUCAACCUGGAGAUCAGUCUUAGUUCCGCUUUGGUCACUCCUUUUUGGUCAAGCAACGUGAAGAAGCUUAAGCACUUUGUGGGGUUCCCUUAAUGACCCCUAGCUUGGUCCUCAAUCUUUUGUCUAAUGUGAUUAAGCAUGUAUAACUUU